Molecule: messenger RNA, 435 nt
Organism: Symbiodinium sp. CCMP2456
Lineage: Eukaryota; Dinophyceae; Suessiales; Symbiodiniaceae
Source: the annotation of a GenBank genome assembly
AUGUCACUACUCGCUUGGCUUUGGCCACUGCUGCGGCGUGCGGCCGCCCGUCUGGGGUUGGGCACCUCGCCGGGUCCUAGGGUGCAAGCACCGCUGCUUCACUCGGAAGCCGAGAGAGCAAGUGAGGACCACAGGCCUCGUAUCACGGCAGAGGCUGAUGAGACCAAGACGACAUUGCCAGCACAGAUGCCCAGCGAAGGGCCUCCGUUGUUGGACGAGACAUGGUUAAAGGUGCUGUCCUUCCUUUCUCCAGCUGACCUGUGUCGGGUCGGCCCAGCCCAAUGCAAGCUCCAGUCCUUGGCGAACGAUGAGGACACCUGGAAGAGCCUGUGCCAGGAUCGUUGGCGCGGCAAGCAGUGGAUGAAGCCAGGGGAGCUCUUCCGCAACGGCAACUGGGAAGAACAGAUUGUUCCUGAUGGCAUUGGUGUAGACUAG